Messenger RNA from Notothenia coriiceps (black rockcod), 1231 nucleotides. It is a transcript of the gene slc39a14, whose product is annotated as solute carrier family 39 member 14. Gene Ontology annotation, cellular component: plasma membrane. The record is from RefSeq and is a predicted model, not a curated record. Gene Ontology annotation, molecular function: monoatomic cation:bicarbonate symporter activity; zinc ion transmembrane transporter activity. Gene Ontology annotation, biological process: zinc ion import across plasma membrane; intracellular monoatomic cation homeostasis. The transcript has 6 exons. The annotation marks the transcript as partial. Lineage: Eukaryota; Metazoa; Chordata; Actinopteri; Perciformes; Nototheniidae.
UCAACGUCCCCCAGCCAGUGAAGAAGCCAUGCUUAUCUGCUCACCUCAUGGCUGUGCUGCAGGGACUAUCACCCCCCUCCAGUCCAAGCUGGUGUUUGUUCUGGCCCUGGCUGUCCUUUUCUGCCCCUUUGGCCAGGUGACAUGUAAGGGGGAAGGUCAGACACAGUCCCCUGCCCAGGUGCUGCAGGACCUGCUGUCCCGCUAUGGGGACAACAGCACCAUCACGGUGCCCCAGCUGCGCUCCCUGCUGGCCCUGCUCAGCCAGGGUCAGGCUGAAGAGGACAACAUCAGCAGCAAUGUGCCCGAGAUACCUAAAACAACCACGCCCCCCAAAACCAACAGCUCCAAGUGCUUAGCUGCAGAUACACUGGCCAUUUACAGCAUCAGUGAGCAGUCGCAGCUGGAUGGGCGGGGCCUCCAGGAGCUGUGCCCCACCAUGCUGCAGCAGCUGGAUGCUGGCACCUGCAGGGCGCAAAAAGAGGAGGAGUCAAGCAUUGGCCCCAGGCCAACGGACGCCGAAGUGUGGGGUUAUGGGAUCCUGUGUGUGACACUGAUCUCUCUGUGUUCGCUGGUCGGGGCGAGCGUGGUGCCCUUCAUGAGGAAAACCUUUUACAAGCGGCUGCUGCUCUUCUUCAUAGCCCUGGCCAUUGGCACGCUCUACUCCAACGCGCUGUUUCAGCUCAUCCCAGAGGCCUUUGGUUUUAACCCCAUGGUGGAUAACUACGUGUCCAAAUCAGCCGUGGUCUUCGCUGGCUUUUACCUCUUCUUUUUCACUGAAAAGGUCCUCAGAGUGCUUCUCAAACAGAAAAAUGGGGGCCAGGGCCACGGCCACAGUCAUUACCCGAGCGCAGAUCAUUACUCGACCCCUGACGGGGAUGUGGAGGGCGAAAAGGAGAAACUGCAGCAGAACGGAGAGGCCAGCAGUCUGGCCCUGGGCAAAGUGGACGCAGGGGAGGGGGAGCUCAUGCUCAGCCCCGCACAGACACCACAGGACUCCCAGAGCCCAGAAAGUGGGGGUCGGUCCCGCAGUGGCAGGGGCUGCUAUUGGCUGAAGGGGGUCGCCUACUCCGACAUCGGCACGCUGGCCUGGAUGAUCACAUUGAGCGACGGCCUGCACAACUUCAUCGACGGCUUGGCCAUCGGCGCCUCCUUCACUUCCUCCGUCUUUCAAGGCGUCAGCACCUCCGUGGCCAUCCUGUGUGAGGAGUUCCCCCACGAGCUCGGUGAGUCU